Molecule: messenger RNA, 7225 nt
Organism: Pocillopora verrucosa
Lineage: Eukaryota; Metazoa; Cnidaria; Anthozoa; Scleractinia; Pocilloporidae
Product: citron Rho-interacting kinase
Biological process (GO): mitotic cytokinesis; actomyosin structure organization; peptidyl-threonine phosphorylation
Cellular component (GO): cytoskeleton; cytoplasm
Molecular function (GO): protein serine/threonine kinase activity; ATP binding
Source: RefSeq, a predicted model, not a curated record
UCGGUUCCAACGGGUUUCCUGUAAUUUGUAAACCGAUUUUCUUUCUUCGGAAUAAAUAGUUAGCUUUUCUGAUGUUCUGUUUGAUUUCUAUAGAACAUGGCUGAUUCAAUAUCUACUCGUUGUGCGAAACUCAACCAGAUUUUUGCCGGAAAAAAUGUUGGUCGUAAGUCGUGCGGAACUUUCACUCGCGAAGCACUUUUGGAUGCCUUUCUGCUACUCUUCGAUGAAUGUAACUCGGAGUACAUGCUCAAGGACAAGAAUAUUUCUGGAUUUGUCAAGAAAUAUCAGCCGAUGGUUGAUGAUCUUCGAAAGAUUUGCUUAUGCAAGGAUGAUUUCGAGGUUUUGAACACUAUUGGCAGAGGGCAUUUCGGACAGGUUCAAGUUGUCAAAGACAAACACGGUGGGGAUGUGUUUGCUAUGAAAACAUUGAAGAAGAGUCAAACACUGGCUCAGGAAAGUGUUGCUUUCUAUGAUGAAGAAAGAGAAAUAAUGGCACUAUGCAAUAAUCCUUGGAUAACAUCACUACAAUACGCUUUUCAAGACAUCAAUAACUUGUAUCUUGUGAUGGAGUAUCACCCUGGUGGAGACCUAUUGUCUUUGUUAAGCAAGUAUGACGAUAUACUAGAGGAGGAUGUUGCACGGUUUUAUCUUGCUGAGAUGGUCAUGGCUGUUCACAGUCUUCAUGUGUUAGGCUAUGUGCACAGGGAUAUCAAGCCAGACAAUGUCCUUCUUGAUCGAACUGGACACAUUAAAUUAGCAGAUUUUGGUUCAUCAGCCAGACUUUCAGUAGAAAAAAAGGUACACAGUAAAAUGCCAGUCGGCACUCCUGAGUACAUUGCACCUGAAGUGUUAACCAGUAUGGAUGGAUCAGGUGGUCCAUAUGGAGUGGAAUGUGAUUGGUGGUCACUUGGUGUUGUUGCUUUUGAGAUGUUGUGUGGACAGACACCGUUUGAGGCGGACUCAGUAGUGAUAACUUACAGCAAGAUCAUGAAUUACAAGACAUCCUUGCAGUUUUCGAAGGAUGCCCAAGUCAGCAAAAACGCAAGGGAUUUGAUUCUAAAAUUGUGCACUGACUGUAAGUCAAGAUUGGGUUAUGAGGGACUUCUUUGUCACCAGUUCUUCAAUGGCGUUGAGUGGAAUAAUUUACAAGAGACCGUGCCGCCGUACGUCCCAAACCUGGAUGGUGCAGCAGACACAUCACACUUUGAUGAAUUUGAACCCGAGAGCCCUGAUGUGAUAGCACACCUGGAAAAGUACAACUUAAACGACGGCAAGGGAUUCACAGGCAAAGAUCUUCCAUUUGUCGGCUUCACUUUCUCAAGAAAUCUUGCCAACAGUGUUCCUUUUUCUCCUAGGAAAGCCGGAAGUCUUCCCAACUCGCCCAUGUCAUCUGGUCUGCCCCCGAGCCGUCUGGAACGAAAACUGACGAUCAAGGCUAAAGAACUGAAGGAUGCGCUGCAGUCAUGUCACACUCUAAAAGAUGAAAGUGUCUGUAUGAAAAAGAGCUUGGAAGAACUUCAAAGCGCAUUAGAACAGAAAGACAAAGUGCUAAGGAACGCCGAGUAUGAAAGAGAUCUGCUUGAAAAGGAGAAGGUCCUCUAUGAUACUCAAGUCAAGGACCUACAGAGACGCCUUGAUCUGGAGAGAGCUGAACGAAACAAGACGGACUCUGCUACUCUUAAACUGCUUUCGGAACUGAAAGAAGACAGUGAAAAGGCGAAUGAACUGAGAAACCAGGAGAGCAGGGAGAAUCUCGAGGACCUUCAACAAAUUGUAGCCCAGUUGGAAAACGAUCGGUUUAUAGCCAGUAGACGUGCUCAACGAUUAGAAGAAGAGCUGAAAUCGCAAGAAAAGCUUCUUGAAGUCAGUAAGAGCCGAAUCAAUGACCAUCAAGCCAGAAUGACAAAGAUGAAUGAAGAAGCAAAGAGGAGCAUGAUAGAAUGGCAAGAAAAACUGGACAAAGUCACUAAGGACAGCAACGAAAGAAUCACGGAACUACAGCAAAAGUUGACGAAAUCCUUACAGUCAAACCAAGAAGCAACUGAAUUGUUAGGAAACGUGCGGAAAACUAAAGACGAACUUCAAAAAGAAUUCGAAAAGCUGAAGAAGUCAAGCAAGUUAUCGAACUCCACAGAAGAGGGAGGAAAGUCGUGUAAAGAUGCUCAAAUCAAGCGGACUGAAGAGGGCGAUAACAGUGUACGAGAGCGUUUUAGAGAAAAAUCGGCUGAAGUACGUAAGCUUCAAAGUAAGAUAAUGGAUUUAGAGGAUCAAUUGUUUCAAAGCCAGAGAUCACAAAAGAAGUUAGAAAAGGAUGCUGCAAACAGGCAGGCUCAGGAGGAAAAAAUACAGGAAAUGGAGAAAGAAAUUGAUACUUUAUCACGAUACAAAAGAAAGAUUGAAAAUACCAACAACAGACUUGAGAGUGAGCUGGAGGAAACGAAAAAGCUAAUGGCGUCACGAGAUCAGAAAAUUGGUGCCUUGACGGGAAAGUGCAGGACAUUAGAGGAAAUGCUUAAAGAGAAUGUUGAACUCAGCAGAAGAAGCUCAGAGGCAGAUCAUGACAACAAUGGAAAACAAGCAAUCAAUGGAGCUGAAUUGGAAAAGUUAUGCGAUGAGAAAGAGAUGAUGACGAUUAAGUUGACCGGGCUGGAGAGUGACUUAAAAAUUCAACAGCAGAAAAACUCCUCUCUGGAGAAGCAGCUUGAAGAUUCAGACCAUAAUUCGAAAAAGCUUGCUAAAGAAAUGGAGCGAAAGGUGCAAGAACUUGAGAAGCAACUAAAUGAGCUUUCUAUAGAACGUUCUGAAUUGAGAUCAACGAAGAAGGCAUUGGAGGAAACCAUUCUCAAAUUGGAGAAUGAGAUUGACACCAGAGAAUUUGAGUUGGAGCUAAAGGCCUCGGCCAGGCAGGAUAAGAUUACCAGAACAAUGCAGGAGAAUCGGUCAGAGGUUGUUCAGGAAAUCCACGUUCAACUAAGUGAAAUGUCCAAUCGCUGCAACGAACUGGUGGCACAAACCAAAGAGCUGGAAAAGAAGGUUGAAGAACUUACAGACGAAAAUUGUGAUCUUAAGGUUACAAAGGAGAAACUUGAAGAUGAAUUGAAUGAAAAGAAGAGGGCAGCUGAAGGCAUAGAAUUUACCAACUCGAUGUUGAAAUCUACUUGUACUAUGCUGGAAAAUCAAGUCGAGGAACUGGAGAUUAUCAACGAGGACUUUGAAGAAAAACAGUUACAAUGGAAUAUCACAAGGGGAGAUUUGGAGCAAAAACGAGAGAAAAUUGAGUGUGAACUUGUGGAAAAUCGGCGUUCAUUGGAACAGGAAAAAAUAGCACGUUUGGCUGCCGAAGAGAAAGUAUCCAAGCUACAAGAUGCGUUGAAAGAAGUGCAAAACACUCAUAUCAAGGAGGUUAGUGAGAUGAACGCUCAACUGGACAGACAGAGACAACGAUGCGAGGAGCUGACAGAAGCGCUCAGCGAAGCGGAGACCAAAUUUGGAAUGGCCCAACUGGAUAUUAAAUCCUUGGAACGCAAACUUCAACUUGGAAUUGAAGACAACAACAAGCUGAAGAUUGAGGUUGAGCGAUUCGAGAAUCAAACUUCCAAGUUGAAGUCCAGUAAUUUUGAGUUGAACCAGAACAUCGAGGCAGCUAUGGAGAAGUGCGAUGAAUUGACAUGCGAACGGGCUGCUUUAGCUGAGCAGCUUGAUCUCAUGGAGGCUUCGCAUGCCGAAGAACGCCUCAAGCUAGAGGCAACUAACUCUCAACAGACCAAACUGAUUGACUUCUUGCAGUGCAAAGCUGAAGGCCAAGCAUCUAAAAAGAAAAAGCUUAUCGGCGGUGGCAGUAAGUCGUGGCGUAAGAAACCAGAGAGUAGUAUUAAUGUGGUGCCGCAACAAUGGCGAGACCUGCAGCAGGCGCUGGAGAAAGAAAGAGCUUCCAGUUUGAAACUACAGACUGAACUGAAUAGGAUUCGGCAAGAAAUGCAGGCUGCUAAAAUGGAAGCUGUACACUGGAAAUCACAAAACACCGGUAGUGCUACUCCAAAACCGGCCCAGUCUUACGCAGUUUUGUCCGCGAUCCAACAGUCGCCCAGCAACCAACCGAGUCCGUUGGGUGCUCAAAACCAGUCAAAGACUCCAAAGAAUGCAGCCACCCCAGCCGGCCGCGGAACAUCACACAGACCAAAAGAGAGGAUGCAUCAUAAUAUACCACACAGGUUUGUUAAUGCCCUGAACAUGCGUGCUACUAAGUGUGCCACGUGUUUGGACACUCUACACUUCGUGCGUCCAUCAUCUCGUUGUGCUGAGUGUGGCCUGGUUUGCCACGUGAAGUGUGCACCAACACUUCCACGUACCUGUGGACUACCAAGUGAGUUUGUUGAUCACUUCACUGAAACUCUUCAGGAACAGAAGAACGAUAAAAAUGACGGCAAGUCACAGAGCACCACUCGGCUGGGAGGCAGGAGAGAAGGAUGGCUAAGGGUACCACGUUGCGGUUCUGUGAAGCAUGGAUGGGAGAAGAAGUGGGUCGUCCUUGCCGAUCAAAUGCUGCAGCUUUACGACAAAGAAAACAUGGGCGAAAAUUCGUCACCAUCCGAAGUACUACACUUAUGUGGCAAAGAUGGUCACGUCACCGUUCAUUCCGCUGUCAUGUCAUCAGAAUUGAUAGGUACCGCCCCUACGGAUCUGCCCUACAUACUAAGGGUGGAGUCACGCCAGAGAUGUUGGCCCGUUCAGAAUCUUUACAUCUUAGCGCCUUCAUUCCCAGUCAAACAGAAAUGGGUCGCCUCUUUGGAGUUCGUCUUGGAUGAGAUUAAGAAGAAGAAUAUCAACGGCGAGGAUCAGAAGCUCAUGGGUAACGUGUUAUUACAUUUGGAGGAGGGCGAGCGUCUUGAUAUUAACUGCACAAAACUACUUAAUGAUGAGUUGGUUCUCCUUGGCGCCGAAGAAGGUCUCUUUUCUCUGUCGCUUGACGCUCCAGGAAAACACUCGCCUCGAGCCAUCCCUGGAAUCGAGAGAGCGUUUCAGAUCGAUAUCUUGAGUGACUUGAACCAAGUUAUCAUGAUUGCAGGAAAAGACAGACAGCUGUGUAGUGUUGAUCUUAAGCAAGUCACAAGCCGCGCGCGGCAUUCUAACUCUACUGUGCCAAUAUUAGAGCUGACUUCCCAGGGAAUUGAAAAAAUCACCAAUUGCCAUUUGUUUGCUGUUGGGCAGUGCGAGGGUAACUUCUACAUUUGCGCUGCAACUCCCAAAAGCAUUCUACUGUUGCGAUACAAUGCAAGCAUUGGGACAUUUUGUACCCGCAAGGAGAUCGAGACAAGCGAGCCAUGUAACUGCAUCCAUUUCAGUGAGAAUAACGUAAUCUAUGGUACUGGGAAGUUCUACAUUCUGGACAUAAAGCAACACGUUGUAAAAGAAUUUCUGGACUGCAGAGACCCUUCAUUGGCCUUCGCAGUUUAUGGAGCCGCUCAACUGAACAUAUUUCCAAUCGCCGUUCUCGAUGUCACUUCUGCUGGUUCAGACCAAGAAGAAUUGUUACUUUGUUUUAACGAGUUUGGAGUGUUUGUGAACUGCUUUGGUUCUCACAGCAGGCCAAAACCUUUGAUGUGGAGCAGACUGCCGCUUGCUUUUGCAUACAGUGAGCCAUUCCUGUUUGUCACUCAUUUUAAUUCAAUUGACGUUUGUGAAAUCCCACCGAUCAACGCCGAAAAUCCCAGUCGGUACGUGCACAAGUUUAUGGAAAUUCAAAAUCCACGAGUCCUUGGUCCAGCGGUCUCUCCUGGUGCAGUGUACCUCGCUUCCACGUUACACGAACAAGUGGAGAUGCUAUGUUUCCAAGGUAAUGCAGCUCCUGCAAGUGUCUUCCAACCCGAGGACGAUGAAGAAAGCAUGUCGGUCAUUUCCGAGCUAUCCCGACUGUCGAGCCCGAGCCGUCGUUCAUCGAUGUUGGCUCGUUCCCCUUCGUGGAGUCCUGGAUCUGCCUGGGUGAAGUCGCCGAAAGGAGGAAAUCUUAAAAAGAGCAGCACUUUUCGCGCAGUAAGACCUCUGAUGGAGGAAAACAUGUGACUUGUCAGUUAUAAGAACUCGUGAAUAAUGCAUCGUCACCAUAUAGUAAAAUAGACGAUUCUUAUGCAUUAGUGAAUUAGAAUGCACGCGAAAGUAUUCAGUAAACGGCAAUCUGUCCGUUACAUCAUUGUCGCGCUCAAAAGUAGUCAAAAAAAUGGAAAGGUUUGCCAUUGAUCUGCCAUAUUUGGCGAAUGUAACUGGGAAUCACAUUUAACCAUGUGCAAAGGUUUCAAACGUUACUGAUCAGCGAGUCAUUCCGCGACACAUCGUCCUUGCUUGGGUAUGGGACUUAAGGAGUCUCGGAUGACGUUUUCUUCACAAAAGCCGUCUAAACUUUCCUUUUGUAUAAAAAACCCAGCUUUUGAUCGAAGGAUUAUUACGUGAGAGUACUCUUACUAUGAAAAUAUUGGUAAGUCAUGAUGGUAGUCCUUUCCGUUUGAAACCGAAGCGCGGUGUUCCCCAAAUAAGAGUCCGUCUUGUUCAAUGCGAGACUCGGAAAACCGUGAACACUGUGAUCAGCUUCUUAUAAGUCGGUUGUCUGCUAGGGAAAUGCGAGAAAACCUCGAAACCACAAAACAAACAACUGUUGCUUUUGCGGUUUAGUUUGCUCACCCACUGUUGGUUUUUCCCUCGACACACUAAAACAUUCCAUAAAUAUAUCUGGUGUUCACGGUUUUCCGAGUUUUGACAUCAACAUCAAAUGUGUACAUAGUAAUACAACAUGGUAAUACAAUUAUGUGGAAGUUAUCCGGAAGCUUCUGAAUAAUGAAUCAGGCAUAUCAGAACACCUGAGUAACUGUAACAUUUUCGGCGAAUUUGCCUUAUUGUCCAAUUGUUCAAAUGGAUCGUCUUUUCAAAUUACUCUUAAAAAAUCGAUGAACUUCAGUUUUGAUAGUCUCAACUAUAGUUUUAAUCACUAGCGUUAUUGGUUAUGCAAGUCUGAAUCAGUAUUAACAAUAACACCUGCUCAUUUUGGCCGCUUCUCAGCUUCACGAAGCUGAGACAAAAAGUGUGCACAAUUAGUUCCCCUGUUGUGGACUGAUCAAUCAGUUUUUUGAGGACAUGGAAAAAUGUUUACAUCCGCAAAUUCUUGUGACACGCCCUCUCUGCUACAGUAAUUUUAAUUUUUUUAGGUUAGAGCUAAUAAAGAAUCCGAUAAAGAUUU